AGCAAAGGCUGUGGACGCUGAGACUCUACACCACAGCAGCAAAACACAGAAGCCAAACCAGCUAUGGACUGAAAUAUCGGCUGCACUGAUUCUGGGCUCAGGAGUUCUUUUUUUGGUUUAGUUGAGGAAGAUUUCUCGAUGCUGCUGUGACACAAAAACACGGAUCAUGCUGUCUCACCGCAGAGGCAAGAGCCUCUCUGAUGCCAUCACCCUGGAACAGUCAGAAGAUGGCGGAGUGGUCGUUUCCAGCAUCAACAACGAUGCCACUGGAAAUCAGGGUCUGAGGAAGGGGGAUGAAAUUUUGGGGGCAACAAUUGAUUUUGACAAACUGUCAAAAGAGGAGGUGCUUAAUGUAUUGAAAAUGAUGGAGCCCUUUGAUGACAAGGUCAAGGUCCUCACCAGGAACACACUGAGCAGAAGCCUCGGUGAUCUGGACCAAUGUGGCAGACAGAGUCCUAAGACGAUGCUAAAUGACUCCUACAGCAAACUCUACAAUGCCAAAAUCAAGAGGUUCAUGAAGGAUGACAUACAUGGUGUGGAUGCAGGCGGUGUGAGCGGCAAGCUAACUGCAGCAGGCUUGUCCAAUGUCAGCCUAAAACAUGACAUGGGAUUGCCCCGCCUCGGAGUUGACUUUGGACUUCUAAAAGCAAACACUCUGAGCACAGAUGAUGAUAAUGAUGAUUCAGAAUCUGAUGAUAGAUCAGCUGGAAAAGUGACAGAUGGCAGCAAUCUGAAUCUGCCACCUUUGGGUCUUGGUGGAGUUCAGAUACCAAGAUUGGAAGUUGACGCUGAAAGUCCACAGCUUAAUGCUCCAGACUUCAAUCUGUCUGGAUCAUUACCAAAAGGUCCAAAUACAAACACUGCAGGUGGUAUGCAACUGCCAAACACUGAUAACCCAUCAGUUGACUUUAGAAUGCCACAUCUGGAAAGACCUCAUAUCGAACUGGAAGGCAAAGGGAUUUCUCGUGCUCAAAAAAUGCAAGGCUCAAAUACUCGUACUCCUGAAAUGGAGAUGAACUUAAGUGGAGGAAAUGUAUCUGGUCCAUCCUUCAACACUAGUGCUCCCAGAGUGAGCAUUGAAGGAACCAAAAAAGAAUUCAAAAUGCCAAAAUUCAAACUACCUGACCUUGGUCUAUCUGGAACUUCUUAUAGUGCUACAGAAUCUGAGACUGAAUCACAAGGCCUGGAUGUUCCUUCAGAUAGACUUAAUCCUAAGUAUUCCCAGAGACUCAAAAAGCCAGAUCUGAAUGUGGAUGAUCUUUCUGGUUAUGUCGAGUCACCUAAACUUUCAUUGUCUGGUAGAUCACCUGACCUAGACCUAGAAAUGCGAGGUGUCAAUGUAUCCAAACACAAUCUAAAGGGACCCAAUGUGGACACACCCUCCGGUGGAAUCAAAGUGACAUCCAUCAAACCACAGAUCGAUCUUAGAUCUCCAGACUUAGAUUUGGAUGCACCAGCUGGUCAACUCACUAUGCCUAAAUUUGGAUUCUCGGGCAAGGGUGGAGCUGAUGUUAAAACACCUGAUCUAGGGCUCAAAACGCCAAAGAUAAAAGGUGAUAUCCAUGCACCUGAUAUAAAUCUACCCAAAGCUGACGUAAAAGGUAUAUCUGGAAAAUACAAGGCUCCUAAAUUUGCCAUGCCAAAGUUUGAUUUACCAGACAUUGAAGUUCCAGAUAUUAAAGGAUUCAAUGGGAGACCAGAUGUGCAUUUGUCUGCACCUGAUCUAAAAGCUGGAAUUGCAAAGCCAAAUGUUGACUUGAACAUGACUAGCUCAUCAGGUAAACUUAAAAUGCCUGGAGCUGGGCUAUCUGGGUCUAAGAUUACAGGACCUGAAUAUAAGUUAAAAACUCCAGACAUUGAUGUAUCUGCUCCCAGGUUUAAAGAGGGCAUUGGUUUGCAUCUCAAAGACCCAAAACUAGAUCUAAAUACCCCUGAUGUUGACAUUAACAUGCCUUCUGGUAAAUUGGACAUUGGAGCAGAUGCUCCAUCUAGCAAGUUUAAAAUACCAAAAUUUAAGAUCUUUGGAACACUGCCAAAGAAUAAAGAUGUAGAUAUCAAUGCAGGGAUUAAAACACCUAAACUAAAAACUGGUGAACUAAGGACUCCAGACUUUGAUCUGUCAGCACCCAAAUUCAAAGGGGCUAUUGAUUCCCGAGAUAUGAAUUUGCCUGAGAUGGACCUAAAUAAGCCCAAAUUAGAUCUAUCUGGACCAGAUGUAACGUCAAGCAAAUUCCAAAUGCCUGAAUUUAACUUUUCAGGCACAUUGCCAAAGGGACCAAAGUUAGAUGUAAACACGGAUCUAAAAUCACCAGAUCUAGGUUUUAAGGGUGGCAUUGAUGCCCCUGAUUUGGACUUACCAGACAUGCACCUUAAGGGUCCUAAGUUGGAUAUGAAUACUCCAGAUGUCAAUAUGGGCUCACCCAAAGCAAAAUUAAAAAUCCCUAAAUUAAAGAUGCCUAAAUUUAGUCUUCCAGGAGUAAACGGACCAGAGAUUAAUGGCAAUUUAGAUAGGCCAGACAUUGACAUUAAUAUACCCAAUGCAAAUCUCAAAGGUCCAAAUGCUGACUUGGAAAUACCAGAUGUUGAUAUUGCUGGUCCAUCAGGGAAAUUCAAGAAGCCGAACUUGAACCUACCUGAGUUGGGGGGUGAAAUUAAUCCACCAGAUCUAAAAAUGCCCAAGGUUGACCUGAAAGGCCCAAAGGUAGACCUUAAUGCUCUGAAAAUGCCAGAGCUUCAUGCUCCAGACUGGGAUGCCAGUGCUCCCUCAGGCAAACUAAAAAUGCCUAAAUUCAGCCUACCAACCCUAAGAGGACCUGAGAUUGAUGGAAACUUCAACCAUCCAGAUGUAGAUAUAAAUGCGCCCAAGGUCAACCUCAAAGGUCCUAACGCUGACUUGGAUGUUGACAUGGCGGGUCCAUCAACAACAUUCAAAAAGCCAAACUUGAAUAUGCCUGAGUUUGGGGGUGAAAUAAAUCCACCGGAUCUAAAAGGCAAACUGGAAAUGCCAGAGCUUCAUGCUCCAGACUGGAAAAUGAAAAUGCCUAAGUUUAGUUUACCAAGCUUAAAAGGACCUGAGAUUGAUGGAAAAUUAGAUGGUCCAGACGUGGAUAUAAAUGCACCCAAGUUAAACUUCAAAUCACCUAAUCUAGAUUUGUCUGGUCCGGACUUCAGUGGUGGAAUAAAUACACCAGAUCUAAACAUGCGCAAUGUUGACCUAAAAAGCCCCAAACUGGACCUUAAUUCUCCUAAACUCAAUUUAGACAUGCCGUCAGGUAAACUGAAAAUGCCAACCCUGGCAAAACCAAAGGCAGAACUUCAUGCCCCAGACUGGGAUGUUAAUGCUCCCUCAGGCAAAUUGAAAAUGCCCAAGUUUAAUCUUUCAGGUACGUUGCCAAAGGGACCAAAUAUGGACAUAAAAACAGAUUUAAAGCGUCCAGAUUUAAGUCUCAAAUCUCCGAAGAUAAAUGGUGGAAUUGAUUCACCAGACUUUAACUUACCAAAUAUGGACUUAAAAGCUCCAAAAUUAGAUGUGAAUGCUCCAGAUGUUAACAUUGGUUCUCCUAAAGGGAAAUUAAAAUUCCCCAAAAUUAAUAUGCCGAAAUUUAGCUUCCCAAGCUUAAAAGGACCUGAAAUUGAUGGAAAUAUAGAUGGCCCAGAUGUAGAUAUAAACGCACCAAAAGUCAACCUUAAAGGUCCCAAAGCUGACUUUGAUGCUGAUUUUGAUGGUCCAUCUGGAAAAUUUAAAACGCCAAACUUGAACUUGCCAAAAUUUGGACUGUCUGGCCCCAACAUUGAUGCCCCUAAGUUGGACUUUAAAUCACCUAACCUAGAUUUGUCUGGUCCAGACCUCAGUGGUGGAAUAAAUGCACCAGAUCUAAACAUGCCUAAGGUGGACUUAAAAAGCCCCAAAAUGGACUUUAACUCCCCGAAACUCAACUUAGACAUGCCAUCAGGCAAACUGAAAAUGCCAACACUGACAAAACCAAAGGCAGAGCUUCAUGCACCAGACUGGGAUUUUAAUGCUCCCUCGGGCAAAAUGAAAAUGCCUAAAUUUGAUCUUUCAGGUACAUUGCCAAAGGGACCAAAUUUGGACAUAAACACAGAUUUAAAGCGUCCAGAUUUCAGUCUCAAAUCUCCAAAGAUAAGUGGUGGAAUUAAUGCACCAGACUUGAACGUACCAAAUAUGGACUUAAAGGCUCCAAAAUUAGAUGUGAAUGCUCCAGAUGUUAACAUUGGUUCUCCUAAAGGGAAAUUAAAAUUCCCCAAAAUUAAAAUGCCGAAAUUUAGCUUCCCAAGCUUAAAAGGACCUGAAAUUGAUGGAAAUAUAGAUGGCCCAGAUGUAGAUAUAAACGCACCAAAAGUCAACCUUAAAGGUCCCAAAGCUGACUUUGAUGCUGAUUUUGAUGGUCCAUCUGGAAAAUUUAAAACGCCAAACUUGAACUUGCCAAAAUUUGGACUGUCUGGCCCCAACAUUGAUGCCCCUAAGUUGGACUUUAAAUCACCUAACCUAGAUUUGUCUGGUCCAGACCUCAGUGGUGGAAUAAAUGCACCAGAUCUAAACAUGCCUAAGGUGGACUUAAAAAGCCCCAAAAUGGACUUUAACUCCCCGAAACUCAACUUAGACAUGCCAUCAGGCAAACUGAAAAUGCCAACACUGGCAAAACCAAAGGCAGCGCUUCAUGCACCAGACUGGGAUUUUAAUGCUGCCUCGAGCAAAAUGAAAAUGCCUAAAUUUGAUCUUUCAGGUACAUUGCCAAAGGGACCAAAUUUGGACAUAAACACAGAUUUAAAGAGUCCAGAUUUCAGUCUCAAAUCUCCAAAGAUAAGUGGUGGAAUUAAUGCACCAGACUUGAACGUACCAAAUAUGGACUUAAAGGCUCCAAAAUUAGAUGUGAAUGCUCCAGAUGUUAACAUUGGUUCUCCUAAAGGGAAAUUAAAAUUCCCCAAAAUUAAAAUGCCGAAAUUUAGCUUCCCAAGCUUAAAAGGACCUGAAAUUGAUGGAAAUAUAGAUGGCCCAGAUGUAGAUAUAAAUGCACCAAAGUUCAACCUUAAAGGUCCCAAAGCUGACUUUGAUGCUGAUUUUGAUAGUCCGUCAGGAAAAUUUAAAACACCAAACUUGAAUAUACCUAAUUUUGGUCUGUCUGGUCCCAACAUUGAGGCCCCGAAGUGGAACUUAAAAUCACCUAACCUAGAUUUGUCUGGUCCAGAUCUCAGUGGUGGAAUAAAUGCACCAGAUCUAAACAUGCCUAAGGUGGACUUAAAAAGCCCCAAAAUGGACUUUAACUCCCCGAAACUCAACUUAGACAUGCCAUCAGGCAAACUGAAAAUGCCAACACUGGCAAAACCAAAGGCAGAGCUUCAUGCACCAGACUGGGAUUUUAAUGCUCCCUCGGGCAAAAUGAAAAUGCCAAAUAUGGACAUAAACACAGAUUUGAACCUGAAAGGCCCAAAGGUAAAGGGAGGAAUUGAUGGUCCUGACUUCAACAUGCCAAACAUGGACCUUAAAGCUCCAAAGUUGGAUGUCAACACCCCUGAUGUCAACAUUGGCUCACCCAAAACAAGGUUUAAAAUGCCCAAACUGAAAAUGCCUAAAGUUCAUCUACCAACCUUACAAGGACCUGAGAUUGAGGGCAAUUUAGAUGGUCGAGGCCUUGACAUCAAUGCAUCUGACAUCAACCUCAAAGGACCCAGAAGUGGCUUUGAAAUGCCAGAUGUUGGUUUUGGUAGUCUGUCUGAAAGAAUGAAAAUGCCACAUUUGAAAAUGCCAGCUGUGGGAUUUUCUACUCCGGAUUUAGAUGGACCACACUAUGACCUCAAGACACCAGAUCUUAAUGCCAAACUACCCAAAGGACCCAAUUUGAACAUUAAUUCAGACCUAAAAUCCCCUGAUUUCAAUCUCAAAACUCCAAAAUUGGGUUUACCAGAUGUGGAUCUUAAAUCUCCAAAGUUCGACAUGAACACUCCAGAUGUAAGCCUUGGUUUACCUGAUGCAAAGUUCAAAAAACCCAAGAUGCCAAACAUCCCAAAUAUCGAUAUAAAUGGAGACCUACGGCGACCCGACGUCAAUAUUCCUAAUGUAAACAUUAAUGGUCCAAAUGGAAAAUUGAAAAUGCCAAGUGUAAAUACACCAGACCUCAGUCUGUCUGGACCUAAGGCAAAAACACCAGACAUAAAUUUGCCCAAUACCAGCUUCACAGGUCCCAAACUAAACAUCAAUACAAACCGACCUGACCUAAGAAUAAAUGACAACAUAGGGCAACCUGACAUAAACCUUAAUGCCCCCCAUGUUAAAGGAAGAAUCAGAAGUCCAGACUUUGAUAUGAAUGUUCCCUCUGGAAACUUCCAGGGUCCUCAGACUGAUCUUGAUCUUGACAGAAAAUUCAAACUCCCUUCUUUUAAGCUUCCUCAGUUGGGAGGCCCAGGUCUCAAUAACACAGGGUCUGACAUUGAUUUUGGUGCACCUUUGAGACCAACAAAUCUUGAUAUUUCUCCCCCUAAUGCAAAAAUGAAUGCAAAACCAGUAGAAUUGAAGGGGAACAUCAAAGGUCCAAAUAUUAAUGCUCCUAAUGUGGAUGCCCAUAUGCCUAAAGCAGCAAUGAGGAAUCCACAGCUGCAUCUUAAAUCUCCAGAACUGAACCUUGAUGAUCCUUCUUUCAGUUUCAGAGGACCCUCACAUAAGCAUCGCAUAUCUGAUACAACAGGUAUGAAUAUGAGGAUCCCUGAUCUGGAUGUAGAUGGAGAUCUCAGACCAAGACAUAGUGAUAGAAAGUCACAUCAUGGCCACCAUAUUGAUUUUAACCGAUCAGAUCUCAACAUUGACGAUUUCACAGGAAAGCAUCAUGUGCUCAGGGCCAGAGCCUCAAAGCCAGACCUCCAGAUGUCUCAUAGUUAUAGACAGGUGUACUCUCCAUCAGUUGUCCAUACUGACAUGAAGAACCUGGUGCACACCAGAAGAGUCCCAGCUGGUGACAUUAAUGUACAUUCAAGGCAGCAGAGAACAAUGCAGCAUGCAGCUAGUGUACGAGUACCACAUUUAUCUCAAGAUGCACGAGUAAGAGUACCUGACGCUUCUGAUGGAUACUACGUCACAGUUUUUCCUACUGUGGCACAAAAUCAAAAAAUGCCAAAUCGUAAACACAACACUCUUGGACGGCCUGACUUACAUCCAGGAAACAUUGAACUUGAAGUUCCAAAUGAGAAUGACCGAAAGGGGUCAACGUUUUUUUUCUCUGACCUUGUGUAGGUUUCAAUUCACGUUUCCUGUGACAUCAUUUGUUUGUGUUUUUGUAUUUUUUUUUGUCUUUUAUUGAUUUAAUA
This is a messenger RNA of Solea senegalensis (Senegalese sole), 7317 nucleotides long. Its product is annotated as neuroblast differentiation-associated protein AHNAK. Gene Ontology annotation, biological process: regulation of RNA splicing. NCBI's taxonomy places the organism in Eukaryota, Metazoa, Chordata, Actinopteri, Pleuronectiformes, Soleidae. Gene Ontology annotation, cellular component: nucleus; cytoplasm. Bases 167 to 7243 code for a protein of 2358 amino acids. The record is from RefSeq and is a predicted model, not a curated record. The transcript has 5 exons.